Pyricularia oryzae 70-15 is the source of this 2074-nucleotide messenger RNA. RefSeq lists its product as uncharacterized. The record is from RefSeq and is a predicted model, not a curated record. The transcript has a single exon. Lineage: Eukaryota; Fungi; Ascomycota; Sordariomycetes; Magnaporthales; Pyriculariaceae. Gene Ontology annotation, molecular function: peptidyl-tRNA hydrolase activity. Bases 256 to 903 code for a protein of 215 amino acids.
GAUAAGGUACCGGUCUAGCUGAGGUAGCUGUCGUGAUUGAGCAAAGUUUUGUUUCACAGAUGCACUCGAGAUUCAUCUGUUAUCUAGCCACUCAACAAAAUCAUUUGCUACAGCUUUGCCAAAGUACAGCAGAGCUCGGCGCGAUCCACAGGCCGAACAACUCAAGAAACGGCACGAGCACGACAACACUGGCGCAGUCGCAGAGCCAGGAGGACGAGUCGAGAAGGGGAGGGAGUGAGACGAAGAUCAAAAGCCAUGGCUGCUCUCGCACCCUUCAAUCUGCGCAUGCUCAUCGUCAGUGUCGGCAACCCUCCCCCGCUUCAUGAAACACUGCACUCGGCCGGUCAUAUGGUUCUGCGCAAACUGCAACAACACCUCGACGCGACCGACUACCAGCCUGGCUUCUCGUCACAACGCUUCGGCACCAAGAACUGUAUCGCCUCUAUCGGCCCCAAGUACACGCUCUUGCAAUCCCCAACACAGAUGAACAUUGUCGGCCCGUGGCUCGCGUCGGCCUGGAAACAACACUCAAGGCUUCCUUCAGAUCAACACCCAGCUCUCGUAGUGCUGCAGGAUGAAUUAGAACUAGAGUUCGGCAAGGCCCUCACUCGCGAGUGGUCGAGCAGCCACAAAGGCCACAACGGGAUCCGGAGUGCACAGCAGAGCCUGCCGCCAAGCAUACACAAGGACGAGCGGUUGGCACGCGUCCGCAUCGGAAUAGGGCGGCCGCACGAGCGGGAUAGGUCGGCUGUCAGCGACUACGUGCUUAGGCGUGCCACGCGGGACGAGAAGGACAUGCUAGAGGACCAGACAACCCCAAGUGUGGUUACAAUCCUCGGCGAGCUUGAGAAGAAGUGGCGGAGGGCGUACAUGCAGAGCCUCAAGCGUGAUGCUUCCCCGUAGAACGGUUGUAUAUGCCACUCGCGCUAAUGUGCUCGUGCAUCAACAUCAAGCCGCGGCGCCAGGACGCAUGCGGAUGAAACGGCAGCGCCCUGGUAUGAACGGGAAUUUCCGGCAUACGUGGUGAGGUGCACUUCAGGCAGGUAUCAAAUCUCCACUCGUCCGCCGUCCGCGACUUAGUUCCUUGAUGCUGCAUUCGAGUAUUAUUUGCUAUGGCUGCUCAUAUCUUUGGUGGGUAUGGUGUACCGGAUACCUGCCGGUAUAACUGGUGGUGUUGUCUGCGCGACGUGCCAGAGUAGUCUAGGUAUCUACCUAGGAAUACCUACCAAGCUACCGGUAUGUCUGCGGAAAAAAGCCAAUUAACGCGAUUGAGCAUCAUCCCGCUAGCUUCAGAACCGCGCACGCGGUAAUGGUUGCACUCGCCUGGCUAGGAACUGCCUAUCUGAGCAAGCGACUUGGCCGCGUACCAUGCAGUAUCAUUACCAACCAAGACAAGCAUUCACAAUACAAGUACCCACCUACACGUGCUCAGGUCAGUGCCCAGAGAUAAGGAAUUGUUUUGGGCCAAUCUACACGCUUCCGUCUAGCAACCGACGGUUCCAUUGCAGCACUGAUAAGGUUCAUUUUAUUAAUUUUAAUUCUGGGGUCAAGUCGUUCAUGGUAGCAUCCCCACGUUCGUAUCCCUGGCUGGUAUCAUUAAUAAUCCCGAACCACCGGUAUCCAUUAUUGGCUGUUGGGCCGAUUCAAUAUCGCAUUGCAUUGAAGAUAAAGAUGGUGACUCGAAUGAUCAGCUCCGCAUCUUGUCCUACCUAUCGUAGCGUUUACGCUGCCCUCUGAAUCUUGCGACAGAUGCGACAGGCUAUUUGUGUGUGCGCCGGUUGCAUCUACAAAGUGCAACAACGCGUCAGCAGCGUGCACUUAUCAAAGUCAUUGGCGCCAUCAAGCGCCCUGCAUCGGAACCUAAGUUAGCAGCUUAACAUGGAAUCAAGGCCUGGAGAGACUUUACUUGGUAAUUAACAGGUCUUAGCGGGGAUGGCAGGGCUGGCUCUACAGCACAACCCUCUUUUCCUGUGAAAUAACCCGAUAGCUAGGUGCCAGCGCAUCCUCUGAUUGGACCGUCUUCGCGACCCUCCUUAUCUCGCCCUUGUUCACAGCAUAUCUCCUCAUACUUGGC